AACAACCUUUUCGUUUGACGUUUGUUAUCUAUAGAUUAUUUGGAAUAUAAGUCGCAUUUCAGUCGUCCUCCUCCAGAAGAGAAGCAGCGGCAGCAGACAAAACAAGGAGUCCUAAUCGCAAUAAAACUAUUUAUACAUUUUCUUGGAACACGUUAGUGGUAACGAAUCUCAAGAUGACUACAUACUUCAGCUAUCCCUCCGAAGAGUUGCAAAAGGAGCUCAGCCGCAUUGCUCAGGCUAUUGUUGCUCCUGGCAAAGGUAUUUUGGCUGCUGAUGAGUCCGUUUCCACCAUGGGCAAACGUUUGAAGGACAUCGGUGUGGAAAACACUGAAGACAAUCGUCGUCAGUACCGCCAACUUUUGUUCACUACAGAUCCUAAAGUAUCCGAGAACAUCUCCGGUGUUAUUUUGUUCCACGAAACUUUGUACCAAAAGGCCGAUGAUGGUACUCCAUUCGUUGAAUUGUUGAAGAAGCGUGGUAUUAUUCCCGGUAUCAAGGUUGAUAAAGGUGUUGUACCAUUGAUGGGCUCUGAAGAUGAAUGCACCACCCAAGGUUUGGACGAUUUGGCCAGCCGCUGUGCCCAGUAUAAGAAAGACGGUUGUGAUUUCGCCAAGUGGCGCUGUGUUUUGAAGAUUGGCAAAAACACCCCCUCUUACCAAGCUAUCUUGGAAAAUGCUAAUGUGUUGGCUCGUUAUGCAUCCAUCUGUCAGUCCCAGGGUAUUGUCCCCAUUGUUGAACCAGAAGUUUUGCCCGAUGGUGAUCACGAUUUGGAUCGCGCACAAAAGGUUACAGAAACUGUAUUGGCCGCUGUUUACAAGGCUUUGAACGACCACCAUGUCUUUUUGGAAGGUACUCUCUUGAAACCUAACAUGGUCACAGCUGGACAAUCCUGUGCUAAAAAGUACACACCAGAACAAGUUGCUUUUGCCACCGUUACAGCUCUACGUCGCACUGUUCCCGCCGCCGUUCCCGGUAUCACCUUCUUGUCUGGUGGCCAAUCUGAAGAGGAGGCUUCCGUUCACUUGAACGCCAUUAAUAACGUCCCAUUGUUGAAGCCAUGGGCUUUAACCUUCUCAUAUGGUCGUGCCUUGCAAGCCUCAGUACUCCGCGCCUGGGGUGGAAAGAAGGAAAACGUUGCCGCUGGUCAAAAUGAAUUACUUAAACGCGCCAAGGGUAAUGGUGAAGCUGCUGUUGGCAAAUACGUUGCCGGCAGUGUAGUUGGCGCUGGUGCAGAUGCUACACUGUUUGUUGCCAACCACGCCUACUAAAGACGGGUCGUCCUGUUUCAAAUGGCAAGAGAUUGGAAGUUAAUUGUUUGGCAAUUUAUCUUUAAGUAAUACAUUUAGCCCAUUAUUUGAUGAAGACAAGA
Messenger RNA from Musca vetustissima, 1369 nucleotides. RefSeq names its product fructose-bisphosphate aldolase (gene Ald1). Gene Ontology annotation, biological process: fructose 1,6-bisphosphate metabolic process; glycolytic process. Gene Ontology annotation, cellular component: cytosol. The record is from RefSeq and is a predicted model, not a curated record. The transcript is spliced from 4 exons. Gene Ontology annotation, molecular function: fructose-bisphosphate aldolase activity. Lineage: Eukaryota; Metazoa; Arthropoda; Insecta; Diptera; Muscidae. The coding region runs from base 174 to 1268 and encodes 364 amino acids.